UACAUGUCAUUUCCUUGCAUCCACCAGAAUUUCGCAAGCUAACUAUAUUUGAAGUGAUACGUGAUUCUUAUCUAGGGCAUACUGUAGAUUUAGCCAUUGCAAUACACUGGCUUGCCGGGGGUAUGUUGCAAUUGAAUUAUUUUAGCCAUAAACCUUAUUUGAAAAUGUAACCGGCACAUCACCUUGUAAGUGUUAAUCGCUCAAUAAGUAAAAUGCAGAUAGCCUAUUUAAGACAACGAUAAAAAAGCUGCGUGCAUUUUAUUUAUCAGAAAUAAAACCCUCUAUUAGACCGUCUAAUCCCGGUUUAUGCCCGUUUUCGCCGUUUGAUCGUGAAAUUCCAGUGGUUUGACUGAUAAGGGUAGCCUACUUGUGAACCAGAGUUGCAGUUCAGGCACAGUUUUAGGCUUCUUGCCCACUAUGCGUAUUUUUGAUUCGAUUCUUCCCUGUCUGGGAUCCUGUCAUUAUACCGCUACUUUUGUUGAGAACAGAUUUAUCUCUAGGAAUUACCUAAAUACUGACCUGACAGUCCACUCAUUACACGGUAGCAUGACAAAUAAGCGAACCUAAAAUGAGUAAUUACACGGCAUUGUUUUAGUAGUUUAGUUCUGGGGAAUGUUGAGUGUACUAUACUUGGUAUGGGACAGUUGCUCAAAAUCCAGAUUUUCUUUCUUUUUUGUUGUCCUCAUAAUGUCAUUUUUCUCUGUUCUAUAUGACCUACACAUUGCUUACAUUCACAACUAUAAAUAUCCACAUAUUAAUAUUGUGGAGGGAGAUAUCCGUAUCCGUGAUAUGUUAAUAUUCUUGGGACCCUCUACACAGCCUCCACCACCUCAGUAUUUUUUAUGAGCCAUGUCCCAGAAGAAGUUCUUCCUGGUUCUGCUGGUGAUCAGUAGCGUCAGCCUCUUGUUGCACCACGGAGGACACUUCAGCUGCACCUCUGUUUGUGGUUCUCUGUGCCCCUGGUGUAGGACCAUAAAGGCCUUCCUGGGCUGCCCCUCCCUGCGGCCCCUCCCCUCAUCGGGGCUGAAGGCCAAGCAUACCAGCGUCGCCUUCCUGAAGACGCACAAGACGGCCAGCACCACCGUGCAGAACAUCCUGUUCCGCUUCGCCGAGCGCCACAACCUGACGGUGGCGCUGCCGGUGCAGGCGUGCGCCCACCAGUUCUGCUACCCGCGCCCCUUCAGCGCCCGCUUCGUGCACCCGCACACCGUGCCCGCCCGCGUGGUCGCCAGCCACAUGCGCCUCAACGCCAGCGAGCUGCGCCGCGUCGUGCCCGCCGACGCCGUCUACGUCACCAUCCUGCGCGAGCCGGCCGCCAUGUUCGAGUCGCUCUUCAGCUACUACAACCAGCACUGCCUCAGCUUCCGCCGCGUGCCCAACGGCUCCCUGGAGGCCUUCCUGGACGACCCCUGGCGCUACUACCGCCCGGAGGAGAAGGACUCCAUGUACGCCCGCAACACGCUGACCUUCGACCUGGGCGGGGAGAAGGACCGCCCCCCCGCGGACGCGGCCUACGUGGCGGCGCUGGUCGGGGAGGUGGAGCGGGUCUUCUCCCUGGUGAUGAUCGCCGAGCACUUCGACGAGUCGCUGGUGCUCCUGCGCCACCUGCUGUCCUGGGACCUGGAGGACGUCCUGUACGUCAAGCUGAACAUGCGCAGCCCCGGGUCCCGCCGCAGCCUGGGCGCCGGCCUGCCCGCCCGCAUCCGGGCCUGGAACGCGCUGGACGCCCAGCUGUACGACCACUUCAACGCCUCCCUGUGGCGGCGCCUGGCGGGCCUGGGCGCGGCCUGCGUGGGGCGGGAGGUGCGGCUCCUUCGCCGGGCCCGGGACAGGCUGGUGCGCGGCUGUUUCGGCGGGCGGCUGCCCCAGCUGCGCCCCGCCACCCAGAUCCGCAACAAGGAGCUGCGGCCCUGGCAGCCCAGCGCCCGGGUGGACAUCGUGGGCUACGACCUGCCCCACAACGGCUCGCGCCCGGCGGGGCCGUCCCAGGACGUGUGCCUGAAGCUCAUCAUGCCCGAGGUGCAGUACUCCCAGCGCCUGCUGCGCAUCCAGUCCCUGCGCUACCGCAGGGGCUACCCAAAGCGGCUGCCCCCGCCCCUUCGCCCCACGCUGGCCCGCCGCCGCCUGCACGUGGGGUCCUUCCGGGACUUCCUGGGCCCCGCCCUCAACCAGCGGCCCGCGGGGUCGCAGACCCGGGCCGGGAGGGGCGGCCGAUUCUCACGCCGGCAGCUGUCGUAGGGCCGAAUCUCCAUGGCAACAGGCUGGGAUGGGCUGUCUGGCCCCGCCCUGACGCAACGUCGCCCUUCCUG
This is a messenger RNA of Anguilla anguilla (European eel), 2309 nucleotides long. RefSeq names its product galactose-3-O-sulfotransferase 3 (gene gal3st3). Lineage: Eukaryota; Metazoa; Chordata; Actinopteri; Anguilliformes; Anguillidae. The transcript has 3 exons. Gene Ontology annotation, biological process: glycolipid biosynthetic process. The record is from RefSeq and is a predicted model, not a curated record. Gene Ontology annotation, cellular component: membrane. Gene Ontology annotation, molecular function: galactosylceramide sulfotransferase activity. The coding region runs from base 850 to 2238 and encodes 462 amino acids.